Molecule: messenger RNA, 963 nt
Organism: Gadus chalcogrammus (walleye pollock)
Lineage: Eukaryota; Metazoa; Chordata; Actinopteri; Gadiformes; Gadidae
Product: translation initiation factor IF-2-like
Exons: 5
Coding region: 1-963 (320 amino acids)
Source: RefSeq, a predicted model, not a curated record
AUGAAUCAUGAACACAUUGACCUGAGCGACUCUCACUGUCUCCGACAGCAGACCAGGGCCCUCAGGAAAGGACCUGUCCCAGGUCACGUGGGAACACAGAGGACCCGGACUGCCCCGGACCGAUGGCCAAGAUCCGCCCCGGACCAACGGCCAGUGACCGCCCCGGACCGAGGCCAGGCCGCCCCGGACCGAGGCCACCAGACUGCCCCGGACCGAAGGUCCAGACCGCCCCCGGACCCCGAGUCCAGACCGCCACGGACCGAGUCCAGACUCCCCGGACCGAGGCCAGAUCCCGCCUCCGGAGGAGGAGAGCCUUUGGGCGCCCUUCAGGCCCUGAACACCUUCACUGGCCAGAAGCCCCGGACCGAGGCCAGACCGCCCGGGCGAGGCCAGAAGCACGGACGAGGCCAGACCGUCACGGACCGAGGCCGACGCCCGGAGCAAGGACAGGACCGCCGGACCCGAGGCCAGACCGCCCCGGACCGAGGCCCAGGACGCCCCGGACCGAGGACAGACCCCGAUGAACCAGCCGGAAUCAGACUAGAGGAGAAGCCUUGGGCCGACUUCAGGCACCUGAACCCCUUCACUGGCCAGAAGCCCCGGACCACGGCCAGACCGCCCAUCGGACCGAGGCCAGACCGAUUCGGACGAGGCAAGACCGCCACGGACGAGGGCCAGACGUCGCCCUGGACAAGGCCAGACCAGCCCCGGACCAAACUUCCCCCCGGGACCGAGGCCAGACCAGCCCGGACCGAGGCCAGACCGCCCCGGGACCGAGGCCAGGGGGGCCCCCCCGGAACCGAGGCUCAGACCGCCCCGGACCGAGUCCAGGGACAGCCACGCGGACCGAGUCAGACCGCCACGGACCGAGUCCAGACCCCCCGGACCGAGGCCAGGACCUCCCGACCAAAGGCCAGACCCCCCGAUGAACCUGGUGAGUUCGCUGCAGUUUUUAGAGCCUGA